UUUGAAGCCUGCUUGUUUCAGAUGUUCUGUGUUCACUUUUUUUCAUCACUAGAAUCUUCAAUACUUGCUAUUAUGGCUUAUGACAGAUAUGUUGCUAUUUACAAUCCCUUGCGAUAUAUGUCAAUUUUAUCAUACAGAUUUUUAGCUAAAAUGAUUCUAUGUCAUUUUCUGAGAAAUCUUAUCUUAAUAGGCUUGCUACCAAUCUUAGCCACCAGGUUGCCUUUCUGUUCAUCUAAUGUCAUACCACAUUGUUACUGUGAUCAUAUGGGUAUUUUAAAAUUAGCAUGUACUGAUACAACUAUGAAUAGUUACCUAGGCCUUUUUGAAAUUGCCUCUAUAUUUGGAUUGGAUGCCAUUUUCAUUAUAUUUAGUUAUGUAUUGAUUCUGAGAUCUGUUCUAAAAGUUGGCUCAAAGGAGGCAUUUCGUAAAGCACUGAACACGUGUGGUGCCCAUUUGUUUGUAAUUUUGUAUUUUUAUACAACUUUACUAUUUAGUCUUUUAGUUUAUCGGACUGGUAUGAAGGUUGUCCCUGAAAUCCACAUUAUGUUUUCUGUUUUAUAUCUUCUUGUACCACCAGUUUUGAAUCCCCUUGUUUAUGCCAUUAGAACAAAGGAAAUCCGUCGUGCUAUUUUUAAAAGUUGUUUUAAAUAA
Molecule: messenger RNA, 651 nt
Organism: Polypterus senegalus (gray bichir)
Lineage: Eukaryota; Metazoa; Chordata; Cladistia; Polypteriformes; Polypteridae
Product: olfactory receptor 51I2-like
Exons: 1
Coding region: 22-651 (209 amino acids)
Biological process (GO): G protein-coupled receptor signaling pathway
Cellular component (GO): membrane
Molecular function (GO): G protein-coupled receptor activity; olfactory receptor activity
Source: RefSeq, a predicted model, not a curated record